This is a messenger RNA of Plasmopara halstedii, 1065 nucleotides long. RefSeq lists its product as uncharacterized. The record is from RefSeq and is a predicted model, not a curated record. The coding region runs from base 1 to 1065 and encodes 354 amino acids. The transcript has a single exon. NCBI's taxonomy places the organism in Eukaryota, Oomycota, Peronosporomycetes, Peronosporales, Peronosporaceae.
AUGUAUGGCAGUGAUGUAGAUAUCAAUGUGGAGUAUGUGAAGACUGAUUGGCCGAUUACGAUAUAUAAGACAAAUGGCCAAAUCGAGGGUGAGUGCAAGAAGGUGGCGUUGCCGACUUUAGUCACGUCGAUUGGAAAAUCUCUAUUAGUUGGACAACCACUACCUGUCAGCCAUAAGAGGAAGAUGAAAACCGCAAUUGAGAUUUUACUUCCUGCAUCAUGCACAUGUAAGUCCAAACCGCGUCCAUGUGUUUUCAUUUCUGGCAUUGGUAGUCUUGUGGAGAAAGAGAAGAAUCAAGACUCGUUUAGUUACUGGGGGAAAAUUACUGGCCAUACGCCAUGCUGUUCGUCGACAAAGUACGCAGUGCUUAACACAACAAAAGUGUUUUGGACCGACGCUCAAUUGCAACAAAAAGUGUGUGAUCAUAUUCUCAUAGAGAGCGCUACGAGCGAAGGAUCAAUAAUCUCAGAUACGAUUAUCUUUUCGUACUCUAUGGGUGGACUCUUGUUAGCAGGAGCGAUCGCAAAUGGAAGGUGCAGUUUGAACAAAAGUUCGACGUGGGUCAGCACAGGAACCCCAAUUUAUGGCACAAUGGGCUCAGAUUAUCUUCAAGAUGUCUGCGUUAAUAAAACUACCUUAGUCGUCGAAAAACUCGCCAAUUUUGCAGAACUUUGUCCUCCAAAGGAAGGCAUUAAAUCUAUGGCAUAUGUCAACGGAACAUACAGUAACAAUAAGCUUAAAAUGGCCUACAAGGCAGCCCAAAAGGCAUAUGUCGACAAUGUAUAUGCCCUGAUGUGUAGCCACAGCUUUUCCGGAGUACUUUCGAGGUAUCAAGCCGCCUUUUGGGUGUUGGGCAGAAUAAUACCGCACAAGUCUCGUGAAAGCGACGGAGCCGUCGAGUUUUCGAGCUGCGCUGGGGGCUUUCCCGCAUCCAACUUCGGUAACGACUUCCGUGACCGCUUCUACUCGUCAAGGCUUAAUCACUACGACCUGGCUUUUAGAGCAGGCGAUGCACUUCUUGAUAGAACGAAGAUGCCCAUGAAGUGGUUCGAGUGUUUACUCUAG